ACCUGGAAGGCGGGCUACCGAGUGAGGCCUUCCUGUAUGUGGUGCUGCCGGUACCCCGCGGAAAACUCCAGCUAAGGUGGACGGGAGCUGGGGGUGGCUCUGGAGGGUAAUCAGCAUAUGACCUACUAAAGAAAGAUAUCUAGACAAAAUAAAACAGAGAAAGUUUGCAAGAGUCAAGAAUGAUGGAUCCAUGUUCAGUUGGAGUACAGCUUCGUACCACAAAUGAGUGCCAUAAAACAUACUAUACUCGUCACACAGGUUUCAAGACUCUACAAGAAUUAUCAUCAAAUGAUAUGCUUUUACUUCAACUUAGAACUGGAAUGACACUUUCUGGAAACAAUACAAUUUGCUUCCAUCAUGUAAAAAUUUACAUUGACAGAUUUGAAGAUUUGCAGAAGUCAUGUUGUGAUCCAUUUAACAUACACAAAAAGCUAGCCAAAAAAAAUUUGCAUGUAAUUGACUUAGAUGAUGCCACUUUUCUGAGUGCAAAAUUUGGAAGACAGCUUGUACCUGGUUGGAAACUUUGUCCAAAAUGUACACAGAUAAUCAACGGAAGUGUGGAUGUUGAUUCUGAAGACCGCCAGAGAAGAAAACCUGAAUCAGAUGGAAGAACUGCUAAAGCUUUGAGGUCACUACAGUUUACAAACCCAGGAAAGCAAACUGAAUUUGCUCCAGAAACUGGUAAAAGAGAAAAAAGAAGGCUUACCAAAAAUGCACCUGCUGGUUCAGACAGACAAGUGAUACCAGCGAAGAGUAAGGUCUAUGAUAGCCAAGGGCUCUUGAUUUUCAGUGGGAUGGACCUCUGUGACUGCCUGGAUGAAGAUUGCUUAGGAUGUUUCUAUGCUUGUCCUGCCUGUGGUUCUACCAAGUGUGGAGCUGAAUGUCGCUGUGAUCGCAAGUGGCUAUAUGAGCAAAUAGAAAUUGAAGGAGGAGAAAUAAUUCAUAAUAAACAUGCAGGAUAAUUUGCAAUAUCAAACCACUAGAGUCUGUAAAGUUCCUCGAUUUCUAAAAUUCUGUUACUCUUAAGAUACAUUUUAAGCAUGAUGGUCAAAUAACAAAAAUUUGAAAACUACCAAAGUGUAUGUAUGCUAAUGUUUCAUUUGGGUUUCUUUAAGUUCAUUAUUUGAUGUAAAUUUAUAUGAGUUGUUUCUCAGUAGUCACUUUUAAGCCUGUCUGGGUCAAUGUUAAGAAGGGUGUGGGCAGUCCUCAGUUUGCGUGGUUCCCAUAGGCACAAAUUUCAGUGACCAUAAUUUAGUUAAAUAACACCAGCCUCCUAAGAGCAUGGUUCACAUUCAGUUAGGGUAGCAUAUCAGCUGUUCAUCUUGUGAAGUAUUAGCACCUCUGUCCAGAAAUUAUUAAGUAACAAGUGUGACCAAUUAUGUUAUCUUUUUUCAAAUUCUGCUUGUGAUUGGUCCUUGAAUGUAUGCAUUUAGUUCAUCUACAGCAAAGCUUAUAGUUACAUUGUCAUCACCCAGUGUGAUAUUUUAUAAAAG
Urocitellus parryii (Arctic ground squirrel) is the source of this 1493-nucleotide messenger RNA. It is a transcript of the gene Arl14ep, whose product is annotated as ARF like GTPase 14 effector protein. Lineage: Eukaryota; Metazoa; Chordata; Mammalia; Rodentia; Sciuridae. Gene Ontology annotation, cellular component: intracellular membrane-bounded organelle. The record is from RefSeq and is a predicted model, not a curated record.